Molecule: messenger RNA, 1450 nt
Organism: Anoplopoma fimbria (sablefish)
Lineage: Eukaryota; Metazoa; Chordata; Actinopteri; Perciformes; Anoplopomatidae
Product: transmembrane and ubiquitin-like domain-containing protein 1
Molecular function (GO): protein binding
Source: RefSeq, a predicted model, not a curated record
CCCUGUUGAGGGCCUCCUCCUCCUGCAGCGUCACUGCUGCGUCAGCACCACAGAAGAAGACGUCAGCAGCAGGAGGCGGAAGUGCCGGGACGGAGCAGACUAGCCUGGUUAGCCUGAUUAGCCUGACUAGCCUGCAGGCUAACGCGGUGUGACAUGAGGCUUCUGACCUGAACAGUAGGUGUGUGACCUGUGUUGACCUCAGCGGGCGUUGCCGUGGGCGAUGGCUCUGAUUGAAGGGGUAGGAGACGAGGUGACACUGCUGUUCGGCUCGCUGCUGCUGCUCCUGGUGCUGCUGCUCGCCUGGAUCUCCACCCGCACCUCUGAGCCCCCAGAACACCUGUUCACCUCCACCACAGGCCCCGCCCCCUCACUGGGGACCAGCCCCGCCCAUCAGGACACCCACUCCUCCACCAACACCGCUUCCUCUUCAUCCUCCUCGCCCUCCAGUUCUGUGAGUGACAGCUCUCUGACAGAAGCUCUUCCCAACAACACCUCCACCCAGGAGGAGAAGGGGGAGGGGGCAGGGAGGCAGGAGAGGGGGGAGGCGGGAGGAGGAGAUGGUAUCAGGAACAGAGGAGGUGGAGAAGGAGGAGGAGGAGGAGAAGAAGAAGAAGAAGAGUCUUCGUCCUCUCAGAGGAGCAUGGUGGUCAGACUGAAGUUUCUGAACGACACAGAGAGAACCGCUCAGGUCAAACCACAGGACACCAUUGGAUACAUCAAAAGGACCUACUUUGCGGGUCAGGAGCAGCAGGUCCGGUUGAUCUAUCAGGGUCAGCUGCUGCAGGACGACGCUCAGACUCUGGCCUCUCUGAACCUGGUUCAUAACUGCGUCCUGCACUGUCACAUCUCUCAGCACGCCGGACGGGGGGUGGCGGGGGGGCCGCGGCCCGCCGACCAGGUGCAGGUGGCUCUGAACGUGGGCAGCCUGAUGGUCCCCCUGCUGGUCCUCAUGCUGUCGGUGCUGUGGUAUUGUCAGAUCCAGUACAGGCAGUUCUUCACCGCCCCAGCCACCGCCUCGCUGGUCGGCGUCACCAUCUUCCUCAGCCUAGUGGCCUUCGGAGUUUACCGCCGCUAGCUGCUCUCUGAUUGGCUGCUGCCUCUGGCUGUGUGGUGAUGUCAGCAGCGGGGGCGUAGCUCUCUCUGUGACCUCAGAGCCAGCUGAGACGUGACAAAGACUCUGAUAGUUAAUUUUUUGUUUUGUUUUUCUGUUGCCAUGGAGACGCUGAGUGUUAUGAGGACUUUAAUUUUAAUUUGUUUGUUUUUUAGAUCACGUUUCUCUGUAGGUUUCUCAUCAUCGUGCCUCUUUUACUUUCUGGAUAGUCUGGUUCCUUCUGGUCCUGAAGGUGUCAGACCAGCACCAGACUGUAGCCCAGACCAGCACCAGACUGUAGACCGGACCCGUCUGUCUGCUGGAUGGAAAGUCUUUUGUGUCAAUUACAGCUUUUGAAGA